Messenger RNA from Pelodiscus sinensis (Chinese soft-shelled turtle), 6799 nucleotides. It is a transcript of the gene FILIP1L, whose product is annotated as filamin A interacting protein 1 like. The record is from RefSeq and is a predicted model, not a curated record. NCBI's taxonomy places the organism in Eukaryota, Metazoa, Chordata, Testudines, Trionychidae.
UAUAUUUAGAGUUUGGUCCAAGUCAGUGCCAUGGUUCUGCACUGUCUCUCCCUUACAGCGCUGUCUCAUGUCUCUGGGUCUAACUCUCUGCUGUUACUCAGUCUACUGAAUACAGAGAAAAAUCAUUUUGAAUGACUGUUGGAACUAGGUUUCUCAACUUACUAAAACAACUAAAUUUGGAGCUCCGAGAAGGAGUCCUUUAUUCUGUAGCUUUAAAUAGACAAUAUUCUUUACGGGAGUGGAUUUUCCCCUUUGGAGUAAAAGAGAGAAAAUUGAAAUUGUCCAUAAUACAACAAAGGAAGACUUCCUGCACUAAGAUUCAUACUAUGACACAUAUUUCUGGACACUGCUACAGUAUGUGACCAAGUUUUCAAAAAGAAAACUAUAAGACUGCUCCAAGGACAUAAAAAAUGCGCUCCAGAAGUAACAGCACAGAAAGCCCAACCAAAUCAAAACAGUGCCAGCCAAGAUUAAGAGGACCCCAUACAGAAGAUACAGUUUAUGAUGGGAGAGUAAACGUGAAAAGGGAAGAAAAGGAGAAAGAUACCAGCACCAUCCUAAGAAGCCCCGAAUCUGAGAAAAAACAAAGAAGAUAUUCCAAAAAAGGAGAUGACCUCUCUCGAGAUGAUCUAUUAUUUCUUCUUAGUGUGCUUGAGGGUGAAUUACAGGCUCAGGAUGAAGUCAUCGGAGUUCUUAAGGCUGAAAAAAUUGACCUGGCUUUGCUUGAAGCACAAUAUGGCUUUGUUACUCCCAAAAAGGUAUUAGAGGCACUCCAGCGAGAUGCUAUUCAAACCAAGGCUGCACAAUGGCAAGAGGAUAUCUAUGAAAAGCCUAUGGGAGAGCUUGACAAACUUGUUGAGAAACAGAAAGAAACUCACAGACGAAUGCUGGAGCAGCUUUUAAUGGCAGAAAAAUCACACAGACAGACUCUAUAUGAGUUAGAGGAUGAGAAGAGGAAACAUACAGAGUACAUGGAAAAGAGUGAUGCAUUUACAAAUCUACUGGAACAAGAACGAGAAAGAUUGAAAAAGCUGAUUGACCAAGAAACAGCCUAUCAGGCAAAAAAAGAGAAGGAAAACAACAAGAAAAUAAUUAAACUGAAAGAAGAACUGACAAAACUGAAAUCAUUUGCUUUAAUGGUGGUGGAUGAACAACAAAGACUUACAGAACAGCUGAACCAACAAAGUCAAAAAAUCCAAGAGCUAACCACUACUGCCGAGCAAGUACACGAGAAACUCACAAUUGCUGAAGCAAAAGCACAAGAGGAAAAGCAGAAAGCCAUCAGACUAGAAGCAGAAUUGCAAGCCCAAACCAAAAAGAUUUCCCAAGAACAAGAAAUAAUGAUGGCCAAAUUAACCAAUGAAGACAGCCAGAAUCACCAGCUCCGGUCAAAAUUAACAGCUCUCACUCGACAAAUAGAUGAAUUAGAGCAAACUAAUAAGUCUUUACGAAAAGCAGAGGAAGAAUUGCAAGACAUACGGGAAAAAAUAAAUAAAGGAGAAAGUGGAAAUUCCACCCUUAUGUCUGAAGUGGAAGAAUUACGGACACGUGUCUUGGAAAUGGAAGGUAAAGAUGAAGAGCUCAUAAAAAUGGAAGACCAGUGUAGAGAGCUUAAUAAAAAAUUAGAAAAAGAAGCAGCACAAAACAAGAACUUUAAAGCAGAAGUUGACAAACUCAACAAAAGAAUUAUGGAAUUGGAGAAAUUAGAAGAUGCUUUCAACAAGAGCAAACAAGAAUGUUAUAACCUGAAAUGCAAUCUAGAAAAAGAAAAAAUAUUAACAAAGCAAUUGUCUCAGGAGUUGGAAGGCUUAAAAGCUAGAAUUGGAGAGCUUGAAACCACUGAAAUCAAAUUAGAAAAAACAGAAUUCACACUCAAAGAAGAUUUAACUAAACUGAAAACAUUAACGGUCAUGCUUGUGGAUGAAAGAAAAACAAUGAGUGAAAAAAUAAAGCAAACAGAAGAAAAGUUACAAUCUGCAACUUCCCAGCUUCAGGUGGAGCAAAACAAAGUGAUGUCAGUUACAGAAAAACUCAUUGAAGAAAGUAAAAAAGCACUGAAAUCAAAAACUGAUGCAGAGGAAAAAAUGUCCAGUGUAACGAAGGAAAGAGAUGAACUGAAAAACAAACUAAAAGCAGAAGAAGAGAAAGGAAGUGAUCUCUUUUGCAAGGUAAAUAUUCUAAGGAAAAGGCUUCAGUCACUAGAAGCCAUUGAAAAAGAGUUUCUUAAAAAUAAACUCAAAGAGACCACUAAAGCAAGCACAUCCUUACAGCAGGAGAACAACAAGAUCAAAGAACUUGCCCAAGAAGUUGAGAGGCUGAAAAAUAAGCUGAAAGAAAUGAAGGCCAUAGAGGAUGAUCUCAUGAAAACUGAAGAUGAAUUUGAGUCUCUAGAACGAAGAUACAUCAAUGAACGAGACAAAGCUAAAUUUCUAUCAGAAGAACUGGAGGGUGUGAAAAUCGAACUGGCUAGAUAUAAGUUAGCAGAGAAGGCAGAGUCCAACCAUGAAGAGUGGAUUUUCAGAAAACUUAAAGAAGAAGAAGCAAAGUCAGGGCACCUGUCUAGGGAGGUAGAUGCACUGAAAGAGAAAAUUCAUGAGUACAUGGCCACAGAAGACCUAAUAUGUCAUCUACGGGGUGAUCAUAUAGUCCUACAAAAGAAACUCACCCAGCAAGAAAACAAAAACAGAGAGCUAGCCAGAGAAAUUGAUAGCCUUACUAAAGAAUUAGAGAGAUACAGACGCUUCAGUAAGAGCCUUAGACCUAGUCUUAAUGGAAGGAGAAUUUCUGAUUUGCAGGUUCUCUCUAAAGAAGUCCAAACAGAUCCAGCAGACAGUGAACCACCUGAUUACAAGAGUCUUGUUCCUUUAGAACGAGCAGUCAUAAAUGGGCAGUUGUAUGAAGAGAGUGAUAAUGAAGACGAAGACAACGAUGAGGAGCAAACAGUGUCUUUCAAAUGCAAUUCAUCCAUUGCAAAUGCAGUAAACAAAAAAUUAUGGAUCCCAUGGAUGAAGUCCAAAGAAAGCCAUCCUCAAAAUGGAAAAAUUCAUAGCAAACAGAAUGGAAAUUGUGCACAGCCACGAGAUUUAGUUCUAAAUCACACGCCUGGUCAACCUCUUCAUAUAAAGGUUACUCCAGACCAUGGACAAAACACAGCUACCCUUGAAAUAACAAGCCCUACUACAGAUAGUCCUCACUCUUACACUAGUACAGCAGUUAUACCCAACUGUGGCACACCAAAGCAAAGAAUAACCAUUAUUCAAAAUGCCUCCUUAACUCCUUUAAAAUCAAAAGUAGUUGAUGGUUACAUGAGUCCGGAGCAAGCCAUGUCACCUAUUACAAUGGCAACUUUUGCAAGAUCUCAAACUCCUGAGUCAUGUGGCUCAAUAACUCCAGAAAGGACAACGUCUCCAUUGGCUCUGACAAGUUCUCCAGAACAAAUGCUUUCUUCAGAGCCUUUGGAAAUUGGUGCCAAGCAUACUGUUUUCAGAGUGUCCCCAGACAGGCAAUCGUCAUGGCACUUUCAAAGAUCUAACAGCACUGGUUCAAGUGUAAUAACUACUGAGGAUAACAAAAUCCAUAUUCAUUUAGGAAGUCCUUAUGUUCAGGCUCUUGCUAAUUCAACAAAACCUUGUACUCCCAGUCAGGAUAACAGAACUCCAGCACUAACUAAUGGAACAGCCAUUAAAUCUACUAGUAAAAUCACAAGCAGUAUCACUAUCACACCAACAGCCACUCCUCUCCCACGGCAAUCACAAAUUACAGUAAGUAAUGUCUAUAACUGAUCCCCCAUCCAUGCUGACUCCCUUACCAACAACCCAUCCUAUUUUUCACCCCAGCAAGAAUUAUUUGGAACACACCCUUUAUUUUGGGAGAGACCUGUGCAUGAACUAUACAAUGCUAUUUGGAACUAACAUUAAGUUUUGCCUGCUUAGUCAUAUUGAGUGUGCACUUACUGUAUAACUUCUCACUGAAGUAUCUCUAUGUAAAAUAUGUAGUCUUCCACUUGUAUAAAUUCAUCUUUAUGUAUUUCCAUUUUCCAUAACUCACAUUACUUUUGAUUACUAGGUGUUUUGGUGAAGAACUAUUUUAACAUUACAAAAACAGUAAAUCAUUGGUUGGUUUUACCAUUGCUUGCAGACUUUUUUUGUUCUUUUGGUGGGGAGGUGUGCACGCGUUUUGUAUUUUUGCAAGUAUGACAGACCUACUUUAAUCCUGGAAAUACCAGCCAACUACAGAUAAGAACAGUUUCAUUAUCUUCCUUCUAUUCCCCAAUUGUUCCUAGCCUUAUUAGUCAAAUUAUUAUUUUUAGAUCAAACACACACAUGUACAGUAGCAAUUGAAAAGUUCAUGAUACAUAAAUCACAUGUUUUGCAGCAUGUCAAUCACUGGGAACUUUGAGUGUGGAUUUUUUAAAACACUUUGUCAUUCUGUUAAAACUCAAUCUGCUUCCUCCCUCAAAUCUUUCCUUUGUAAUUGAGUUGAGUUGAGAAGUUUAUACCACAGAAUUAUUUUCUUUUUCCGUAAGGCAAGCUCUUGGUCUACAUUAAAAAUACUAGUAUUCAAAAGACCUUGUAAAAAGGUUAACAGCAACAGUUACAUUUUAAAAAGACUAACUAGAAGAAUGGCACCACAAAAUGAUUUUAAUAUUCAAAGCAUGAGAGAAGGAGGGUGCAUGGUUGGAAUCUAGAUUACAGUCCAUCAUUCUACAUAUUAGAUCUGUGAAGAAGAGAAAGCAAAAUGAAUGAUAGGACAACUUAUAGUUUCUGAAAUGAUAAAAGAAGUUUGUCUGUAGGAUGUAUAUAUUCAUAUUAGCUGGGCUAUAGUAUAAUUUUUUAACAGAGUACAAACAUUAAUACAGUAGUACAAUGUUGCUAUUUAGACAAAACUGGGUUACAUGAAACAGUACUGGAUGCUAUAUUAGUGCCUAUAAUAAAUAAUGACAAUAUCAUAAGCAAUGCUGUCUCAAUUUGUAUUUAAAAAGAGUAAGCAAUCAAUGCUAACCUUUUGGAGAAUAUUACAUCCAGUGAUACUAGAACUUCAUUUUUAAUUAUUUGUAAGACCAAACUGUCUUGAAUUCAUUUCCAACAUUCCUCUUUCUCUCAAUAAAGAGUUGCUACUGAAAUUCACUCUUUUAAAAACAGCUUUUCAAAAAAAUUAAACAUCAAUUUGAAUUAUGCAUUUAGCAAACAAAUCUAUUUGUCACAUAGCUAAUUAUCAUCAAAAUACUUGUGCUUAAAUAGAAGCUGUCUACUUCAUACAUCCCAGCUCAAGAUGAAUGGGGAAGAAUAAAGAUGACAAUCAUUUCCGUGAUUAUGAACUGUGAUAUUAAUUGUCCUUCAAUCCCUGAUUCAGCAAAGGACUUUAAGCAUGCACUAAAACUGAAUGGGGAGCUAGCAAUUAUGACAGAAAACAAUGACCAAUUGUAAAAGGAAAAGUUUCUAUUCAGAAAACACAAAAAUGUAUCUUGAUAAUCAGCAAUGAUGGAAAAAGUAAAACCCAUGGAAGUUUCCGUUAAAUCAAAAUUUUUAAUAAGUGCUCUAAAAUAUUGCAGGAGCACUUUUUAAAAGAUUUAAACUACACAAGAGAGCGUGAGCUCAAUCCAAUCUCAUAGCCUGAUCCAAAAAACAGGUUUUGGAUCAGGCCCUUUAAACCUGUUUUACCAGUACAGGUUUUCCCUGCUAUACGGCGCCCUGGUAUACAUCCGUUCUGCACUAAAGUCAUUGAUGCUUGUAGGAAGUUAUGCAUUAUAAGUCCUCCCAUUUCCUGCUCAUAAGUUGUACACAAAAAAACUGAGCAAAUGGAAGUCAGCCACGGGAAAAAGAUUCCCCACUUUAAGUUGUUUCACUUUAAGUCCAAGUUUUCUGGAACGCAUCUUGGACUGACAGCAAGGACAGUAUGCAACUGCAAUCACUUCAAAAGCUGAAUUGUGAGAGAUCAGAAUCAGGCCCAUUUUGUGACAUUCCUAAGGCUAUUAUCCUACAAGAUGCUUAGAAACCUCAGCACCCAUUAACUUCAAUGGGAGUUAUUUCUCACUAGGUGCUUAGCAUCUUAUAGAACCCAAACCGAAAGGAGUAUAAUCUUAUAUGACAGUAAUAACAUACACUUUAUUACAGUUGGCUUAAGCAUUCUUUUCUACAGUGCCAAUCCAAAACAAACAUUAGAUCUCUACACGAGUAAUUUUCAUCAUACACCUUUAAUAUCCUGUACAUACGCACAUGUAGCAUCAGUACAUAACUCUGCAGUAAACUUCAAUAUUCCGUUAGUAGACAUUUGAAAACACUGGAAAUGCUCAGCAGGGCCGAAAGCUACCGCAGGCCCCAGGGCAAAAUGUGAGGGGCACUGCCACCCUGACAGAAGGGAUGGGGCCUCUAUUGGAAGCGGUGGAACCAAAGGCAGUCAGACUUUGGUGUCACCCAGACCAUGGCUCCUGUUCCCCAUUACAUGCUGGCAGUAAUUCAAAAGGGGACUGUGGCUUCAAGCAGACACCACUGCUGCAAUAGUUGUGGCAGCAGCUGGGAGCUCCUGACAACCUUUGAAUAUUCAAGUCCCGGGGAUAAAUGCCCUCUUUACCCCCACCUCCACACCCCUAGUCAGAAGGCCUGGAAAUGAUAUGUUCCAUUUAAAAAAAAAAAAAAAAAAAAAGUCCAAUUCUAGUUCUCGUACAAUUAGCUUUACAUUUUGUUUUUAUUUUACAAUUAUAUAGAAAACCAAAUAUUCUGUUUUGCAUCUCCAUUCUACCCAUAUACACAGAAACUGAUUGAUUAACAACAAUUAGGAAGCCAACUGGUAUAACGUCUUC